CCCUUUGACUCCACUUGUAGGUGCCCUUGCUGGGCUCCUGUGCACUGCCCCACACCCUGCUCUGUCACCAGCCCCAUUGUGAUGUCAUAAGAGCCCAGCUGCCCACCCACAGACUAGUGGGUGACUCAGGAGUACCCUCUCCAUUUCUUACUCUGACUUUUGUCCGAGCGCAUCUUGUAUGCUAUGGGAAAUUCCCUAAGCAAAUUGUUUUCCUUUAUCUGCCACAGGGUCUGGCAGCGGUGGCAACCACGACGGUCUCCUCUUGUCCAUGCGGACUUUUCGGCUGGCCGGCUUCACCCCGCAGCUCCUGUGCAUGUGCCUGCCCCGCGAGCCCUACAAGGUUCCCGAUUCCUCUUGUUCCCUCCGCGAGGUCUUGGGCCUUAUUUUCCAUCGAGCUCCAAUUUCACCAGGAACUCGAGCGCCCUACUGCGGGACCUGCCUCCUCUUGCCUGGAGCCCGCCCUCAAGGAAGAAACCCGUGCUACGCCACUUCGCACGCGAGGGACCCGUGAAGAUCCCUCCUCCAAGCCUAACGUUUCCACUCCGACUGCCUCCCCUGCAAGUGCCGGCCCCGAUCCUGAAGACCGCGGUGAGAGCAGAAGAUGGUGAAGAACCCAUGGAGGUGGACAAUCCGGUAGGGAUCCUGAAGACGGCGGUGAGAGCAGAAGAGGGUGAAGAACCGAUGGAGGUGGACGAUCAGGGCCUUGGAGUGCCCAGCGCACCCACCCCUGCAGGAGGCGUCCUUCCCUUUGGGAAGCCUGACCCAGCUCCAGCAGCGCUCCCUGGCCCAGUUCCCGGCUGUUCCCAUUGGCCAGACAAGGCGGCCUCUCUGGUACUGGGGAAAGACCACCAGCCCAGCUCCUCAGCCGAGCCGAUGGAGUGGGAGGCGACCCAGCACAAGGAUCCUCCAGCUGUUGCCACAAAGGGUCCUUCUAAACCAAGGGCUGCCAGCCGCAGUUCGCGACAACCAAAAUGGUUAGUGCAACCCCAGCAGCUGCGACUGGUCCCUCCGCAGCAAUGGAGGUGGGGGAGAAACGAGGGGCCCCCACCCGUUAAACGUCCCAGCCGAUCCGUGAAAGGAUUCAUGGACACCGGCAAGUCAAGUCGAACAACAUCAUCCAGGAGACUGAAAAAGAAAUAUGGGAAGAAAUUACAGUAAACUGCAAUGCCAGCCCGCCUGCCCCAAUGUCUCCCCACCUGCUCUCCCUGCCCCAGGCCACCUACCUGUCACAGAUCCCAACUCCUUCUACCUCUGACUUUACCCAUGUGGCUGCUGGGCCCCUCAUCCUGCCCGCCCCUUAGCUUUUGACCACACCAAGAAUUGAGUAAAAAUUGAUAUCUAUGGCCGGGCACGGUGGCUCAAGCCUGUAAUCCCAGUACUUUGGGAGGCCGAGGCGGGUGGAUCACGAGGUCAAGAGAUCGAGACCAUCCUGGUCAACAUGGUGAAACCCCGUCUUUACUAAAAAUACAAAAAAUUAGCUGGGCAUGGUGGCGCGUGCCUGUAAUCCCAGCUACUCGGGAGGCUGAGGCGGGAGAAUUGCCUGAAUCCGGGAGGCAGAGGUUGCGGUGAGCCGAGAUGGUGCCAUUGCACUGCAGCCUGGGUAACAAGAGCGGAACUCCAUCUCAGAAAAAAAAAAAAAAAAAAGUCAGUCCUGGCCAAUCCCAGUGGCUAUACUUAAACAAUUCAUAAACCAAUGAGUGUUCAUACUGUGUUCAAAUAAGGCAAACGCCGAGCUGUAACCAAUCCAGCCAUUCUGUAUCUCGUUUCCAAUUUCUGUACGGUAAUUUCCUUUUUUGUGUGUAAAUUUUCCACCAUAUGGCUGUGGCUGGGCUGGAUUCUCUGUGAAUCUGCUGUGAUUUUGGGGCUGCAAGAUUCGUGAAUCAUUCAUUGCUCAAUUA
Messenger RNA from Callithrix jacchus (white-tufted-ear marmoset), 1898 nucleotides. NCBI's taxonomy places the organism in Eukaryota, Metazoa, Chordata, Mammalia, Primates, Cebidae. The record is from RefSeq and is a predicted model, not a curated record.